Molecule: messenger RNA, 1660 nt
Organism: Cryptomeria japonica (Japanese cedar)
Lineage: Eukaryota; Viridiplantae; Streptophyta; Pinopsida; Cupressales; Cupressaceae
Exons: 9
Coding region: 440-1234 (264 amino acids)
Cellular component (GO): nucleoplasm
Molecular function (GO): RNA binding
Source: RefSeq, a predicted model, not a curated record
UUCGGUCACAUGAAUUUUCUGGAUGGUUAGUUUUACAAAACCCUCCUCCCGGUAAUGCUUGGGAUUCUGGCUAUAGCAAUUUGGUUGACCUAAUGCCCGUUUAUUUCUGUGUCUAACCAUCUGCCAGUUCCGAUCCUAGCCUUCGCAGGGAAGAGGGGGAGCCCUAACCAUUUUAGUCACAAAAUAUUUUGUUUUUGCAAAGAAUCCUCUUGUUCGUGAGUCCGAGAAGCAGCCAUACCAGGUAUCUCGACCCGAAAGUUGUUAGCCAGAACAAAGAACUGGUUAGCGAAGCCCCAUUGGGUACCCAGCGGUGGUCUUGAAAAAGUGGUUAUCGAUGCUCUGCUUUGGUCUUUCACUCUUGAAAAAGUGGGACUGGCGCAUGUCUUCCAAAUCAUCCAAGUAGGUACUAACGUGAUAAAUUGGAAAAUUUUCAAAUGAAAUGGCGAAGAAGCCUGCCUACUGCAACAACAAGGAGCAGGAUUCUCCUGCGGUGCGCGUCUACACUGUCUGUGAUGAAUCGAGAUAUUUAAUAGUCAGAAAUGUUCCGGCAUUGGGAUGUGUUGAUGAACUUAUAAAAUUGUUUGGGCUCUAUGGACCUAUUGAAGAGUACAGGCUAUUGGAUGAGGAAGAAUGUGAACCUUUUACUGAUGUCAUUUUGAUCAAAUUUAUAUAUAUUGGCAAUGCAAGGUUUGCAAAGAGGAAGCUUGAUGAGCACUCAUUCUUUGGAAAUCUGCUGCAUGUGACUUAUGCUCCUGAAUAUGAAACUCUUCUAGAUACAAAAGACAAGCUGGAGGAACGGCGCCAUACAGUUCGUAGUAGAUUAAAUCCCAGUAAACAGAGAGGCACAAUUCCCCAAGCUGUUAGCAGUCCAGUAGAGCCAGAUGCUCUUCCAGAACCAUCAUCUCUACCUGGUACUGUUUGGAAGUACCCUAAAUUUCCUUUGGAACAAGUAGCUAUGAAAGCAGAGGAAACUGAUUAUUCAGCUUCUGGGAUAUCACAAUGCCAAGACAAAGCCUCAGCAGGCAGCAUGCUGACAGCACAGUACUUCUCAUCAUCCUCCAUGAAUGCAACAGUUCAAUCUGUCCGUGAUAAUCUUGACAGAAUUUCCAAUGUGUCUCUCCCAAGCCAAUCCAGGGAUAUAGAGCAGUCACUGGGUAAAAGACAAAUUCAUGGCAGCCCUGAAACAAAUUCAUCUUUGAAGAAGACACGACAUGACAACAGGAGAAGGAUAUGAAGCUGGAAUUUUUUAUGGGAAGCAUGGAGGAGAAUCCUCAGAUUUCUUAUUUGUAGUCUUCAUUGUUUCCAAUUAGCUGAAUAUCCAUCUCAGAAGCAUGAAGUAUAUCUGUUAUGGUUAUUUGAAAGGCUAUGAAAAUUGGAAGCAUCAUUUGCACUAUCUGUUGAUGAAAGGGCUUUAAAGUAGAUGUAAAAUCAUAGGGCCUAACAUGAUUAGUACCAUGAAUGAUGGCUAAUCUCUGAGGCUCUGCCUUUGUCAAAUUAGAAUAUAGGAAUGGUAUGCUGUCAAUUUUAUAUAAGUACAUGAAGUAUUUCUUUUAUCACCUUGCUAGUAUUGUUGCGAGUUGCUUAGUUGGAUGACAAAUUUCUGGAAUGUGCAAGAGAAAGGAAAUUACUGCUGAAUUAUAGAAAUUCUAUAUUUUAGUUC